Messenger RNA from Chiloscyllium plagiosum (whitespotted bambooshark), 3609 nucleotides. The record is from RefSeq and is a predicted model, not a curated record. NCBI's taxonomy places the organism in Eukaryota, Metazoa, Chordata, Chondrichthyes, Orectolobiformes, Hemiscylliidae.
UGUUCUGAAUUAUGUCGGGAUUGCUGAAUGGAUUUUACUGUAACAGACAAUGACACUGACCUUAACCAGCUGUUUUUAGGUUUCCAGGUGUUAGAAUCAGCAUCUCAUUAUUGGCCUCUGGAUACAGUGACUGGACUGAACGAGCUGUGCAAUGUGAAUGGAAGUCAAACAGUGCUCCGAAUCCACAAUUUCACUGUGCUUCCUUCUUAUUCCUCUUCCUCUGUCUACACCAUUGACUCUGCCUUCUCUAACCUCUCGACAAUUGUAGAUAUUGUCGAGGGAGUGGUAAAAAAGGGAAUCUAUCUCAAUGGAAAUACAGGUGGUACAUUCCUACACUUCGGCAGUUACAAAAACUCCUGCAUUAGUGACCCAGCACAAUGCAGUGAUGCAGGUGUGACGUUCUCUUUCUUUUGGAAGAACCUGGAGAAGAGGUCUGGGUCCACCAUCGCCUCGGGGGGAAAGGUGCUGUCCAGUGGAUUCUCCAUCUAUGCCAAUGUUGAUGGAGGCUAUAUAGAAUUCUACACACGUAAAACCUUACAGAAAUGGAAAGCAAUGAUCAGCCCACCAGGUCCUGAAUGGACACACAUUCUGUUCACAUGGACCCCUGGAGGUGGUCUAAAGAUUUAUGUUAAUGGUACGUUCAGCACCAACGAUACGCGUGGGGAGAUAGCUGAGGGAUAUGAAAGUCCGAAUGCUAACCUGGUGGUGGGCACAAAGAAUGAGCAAUCAUACCGUCGCUAUGUGACCGGAUCAUUCGAUGAGUUUGUGAUUUGGGAGCGAGCACUCUCCCCCCAUGAGAUUCAACUCUACUACAAUGCGACAACAGGGCCCCAUGGUUGUCAAACUGAGAGUGUCUCCCUGUCACCCCAGGGGCAUUUGGAUUCUCGUCCUCUCACAACAGAUGUUCCACUGUCUACAGUUGCUGCUUCCCCCAGGACAGUCACUCGUGAAAAGGAAACAGAGAGUCGCCAGUCUCCAGUCACCCCUGAUGGCCUCCUGGAUUCCUCCUUAGUCCUCCCCAAUGAAACAUUGCCACAUUAUACUGCCUCCAAUCUGACUGAGAACUUUCUGCAGACUGUCAGUGAAGUUCUGGCGUUGCCCAGUUGGAGUGGAACAGCAGAGUCAGUGACUGUGGUCAGUGGUUUGAUUGACACGGUCGACAAAGUCAUGAUUAGAGUGGCCAGCAGCCUGGAGGGAAGCCCCAGCUCAGCUGUCAGCAUUGAGGGACGGUCUGAUGUCGCAGAUUACUCCUUAGUUAAAGUUCCAGAUGGCUCAAGUCUGACCAGUUAUCGGUUCCCAGCGCGAGGAAUGAGCUUCAUCUUGGUCCCGGGGGAGGCUUUCCACAGGAAAACUCAGACCACCAUUGUCGGCUUACUGUACCAUACUAUGCACCAAUACUACAAGCAGAUUGACCCCCUGGAAACCAAAAUCAGUGAAUCAACACUUCACAAAGAACACAAAAUCACCGUGAUGAGCUACAUCAUCUCCCUGAAAAUGGAACCCCCUCCAACACUUUCCCACAACCUAUCGGGAUCACCUCUCACCACCUUAACCCUGAGGCAUGUGCUGACACCAGGACAGUAUCAAUUCGCCCUGAACAAAACCAACCAGGUAUACCUGUGGUGUGCCUUUCUUGACUUCAGCUCGGGCUCUGCUGUCUGGUCGAACGAAGGCUGCAUUCGGAUUGGUGGGAACAUUUCCUACUCGGUCUGCCUGUGUAACCACCUCACCAACUUUGCCAUCCUCAUGCAGGUGGUCCCCCUAGAGCUGGAGCAGGUACACCAGGUGGUGCUCUCUGCUAUCACAUAUGUCGGCUGUUCCCUCUCCAUUGUUUGCCUGAUGGUCACUCUCAUCAUAUUUGCUGUUCUCUCGUCGGUGAGCACGAUCCGUAACCAGCGUUACCAUAUCCACGCCAACCUCUCGUUUGCUAUUCUUGUGGCUCAGAUCCUACUUCUGAUCAGCUUCCGAUUUGUGCCGGGCACGCUGCCCUGCAAGGUCCUGGCUAUCCUCCUCCAUUUCUUCUUCCUCAGUGUCUUCUCCUGGAUGUUGGUUGAAGGUCUCCACCUCUACAGCAUGGUCAUCAAAGUAUUCGGUUCCGAGGAGAGUAAACAUUUCUACUAUUAUGGGAUAGGAUGGGGCUCACCUUUGGUGAUUUGCAUCGUGUCUGUCACCUCAGCAUUUGACAGCUACGGAAAUGCAGACAAUUGUUGGCUGUCGAUCGAGAGGGGAGCAAUCUGGGCGUUUGUGGCCCCAGCACUGUUUGUGGUGGUGGUAACUAUCGGCCCAGUCAUUGGGGUGGCGAGGCUGCUAAAUAAGAUAACAGCCCAUGUGAGUUGUGCUCACAUCUUUGCUUUCCUUUACAGAUUAACAGCCAAAGCGGUGGCUGUGUUGCUGCCAAUAUUGGGGAUAUCCUGGGUGUGUGGAGUACUGUCACUCAAUAACUACGCCAUCGUCUUUCAGUACAUCUUUGCAUUGUUCAACUCUUUCCAGGGAUUUUUCAUCUUUCUCUUUCAUUGUCUCCUGAAUUCGGAGGUGAGAGCUGCUCUCAAACACAAGACAAAGGUCUGGUCUCUCAAUAGUAGCUCCAUGCGUAAUGUCAAUGUGAAACCUUUCAAUUCAGACAUUAUGAAUGGAAAUCGAGCGAUCACUACCCCGACCAAACUGAACACGUGGGAGAAGAGCACGGAGUUUGGGAAUCGAAUGGACCUGUCCGCAGUGUGACCAUCGUCCCCCUGCCUCGACCAACCAACAGCCGAUACAGUCUCCAGUCUCAUCACUGCACCCCUCCAAAUACUGAUCCGCACUCACUGAAACUGGCCCAACCGGAAAGGAAGGAACUGUUGACUUAACUCUCUCUUAUAAAACUCAAAGGAAAGGAACUGAGACAUGAGGUAUUUAUUACACCAGACAGAGUGGGACAGGGUGAUGGGGAUGUAGGUUAGUGUCCCUCUGGAUGGUGAAACCCAUACUCCAGGAAAGCACGAUGAGCUCAGCAGUUAUCCUGAAAGCCCUUUCCCUGAUGGGGGUACCAUCUGUACCCACCUGAUACUUAAUGUGACUCUUGGUUUUGCCCCUUUUGUGUUGGGGAUCAUUUUGUGAAUUCUUAAGCAAUUACGACAAGCACAUAUAAAGGUGUACUGCAAUUUUAAACUAACUACAUUGAGUGUAAAAUGAUAAUUGUUCCUCUUUAGAAGCAUGCAUAGCGGGUGUCAGAGGAAUUACGAAAUCUAUGUGUUUUUGGUGGGAAUUUUAUAUAUUGUUUUAUUGUGACACAGGUCUAAGACUGAAGUAUGUUUUCUUUCUGUAUAUUUUUCCGAUAUCUGACGUUUUUUUCUGUGUUAAGAGGCAAAGUUUUCUCCACAACAGAUUCUCUUUUUCCAAAGCCAGUCUUGUUCUUCAGUCUCUCUCUUGAGGUUAGAAUCUACUUUGUUUAAUUUUAUGGAGGCUCCUUUUAGCAGCAGUUGACAGAUCUGAUGCUGGGAUGCUUUGGUGGUUUGGUUAGUUCAACCAGACCGGGGCUCAGCCAUGUGGCCCAGGGAGCAAGUCCCACCGACAGAGGUAGGCUGGAAUUCUUUAUCCUGCCAAUUUGGGGGGUGGGGGGGGGCGAGG